AUGUCGCAAACUAAACUGUCAAGAUGCUCACAUUAUAAUGUAUCUGUUCCACAACAUUUUAGCUUUGUGACAAAAAGCAAUCCUGUUUCUAGUGAGAGAUGCGGAACUCCAAACAUGCUUGCUCCUGAACAAGUUUCAUGUAGUUAUUAUGAUCCAUUUAAAUCUGAUGUUUGGCAACUUGGUUUAACUUUAUAUACUAUGUUAACUCAAAAAAUGCCUUACAAAAGCGUCCGAAAAGAUAAAUUGGAACAAGAAGUUGUAAAUUUAAAGAAUGUUUACAAAAGUGUUCCUUAUCCAAAGAAUAUUUUAAUAACAGUUUCUUGUAAAGAACUUAUUGGCGGAAUGCUGGAGUUUAAUUAUAUUAAAAGGUACAAUAUAGAGCAAGUAAAAGAUUCAAAUUGGUUAUUGGACUUUUAA
This is a messenger RNA of Hydra vulgaris (swiftwater hydra), 417 nucleotides long. Lineage: Eukaryota; Metazoa; Cnidaria; Hydrozoa; Anthoathecata; Hydridae. The record is from RefSeq and is a predicted model, not a curated record.